Molecule: messenger RNA, 1845 nt
Organism: Nymphaea colorata (pocket water lily)
Lineage: Eukaryota; Viridiplantae; Streptophyta; Magnoliopsida; Nymphaeales; Nymphaeaceae
Product: probable beta-1,3-galactosyltransferase 14
Exons: 7
Coding region: 401-1423 (340 amino acids)
Cellular component (GO): Golgi membrane
Molecular function (GO): hexosyltransferase activity
Source: RefSeq, a predicted model, not a curated record
GAACAAGUUGAGUCAUUGACAACACUGGACUGCCUUCAGAGCGGCGACGUCUACCAAUAUGGACGGUCGCGAGAUUUUAGAUUUCGUUACAAAUAUGAUUUGGCAGAGUCCCGGAAGGAGGAGGUCCCAAAAUUCCUUCUCAAAGCUACGAGCUCUCUCUCUCUUCUGUGCUUCAGCUUCUCGAGGAGUAACUGACAUUCUGUCUCUCUCUGCUGUAAUUCGGCUUCUCGAGCAGUAACUGUCUCUUUCUCUUUCUCUCUCUCGGAAAUCCCACCAACUGAAACUUUGUCCCGUCUCACGGGAAAAGCCCCAGAUUAGGAAAACAUUCCUCUGGAUCCUGAGGUAAUGCUAACAGAAGCGCUAGAUCUCUAGGGAUUCUUCAGGUGUUAACCGGGCAGCCAUGAACAGGAAGGUUUUCUACCACCGCCAAUCCUGGCGUUCUUACCUUCGGAGACCGGCGAUCUCACUUUUCUGCUUCGCGGUCGGCAUCGUCGGAAUCGUCUUUGGACUCUUCGCAAUGUGGAGGCCGACGUCAGGCCACAAGUGCAAGGAGUUCGAGGUGAGGACCGUGUCGGUCUUGUCGGAUGUCUCUGGCGGUGGAGUUGAGCAGAUUGCUGGCGUGCUCAGUGUUACGGGAGCGAAGCGGCAUAAGGUGAUGGGGUUCGUCGGGAUCCAGACGGGAUUCGGGUCGUUCGGGAGGAGGAGAUCCCUGAGGAAGACAUGGAUGCCCUCCGAUCACGAUGGUCUUCAACGUUUAGAAGAAGCAACAGGUUUAGCAUUCCGGUUUGUCAUUGGCAAAACCAGUGAUGCCAAGAAAAUGUCAGAUCUCAGGAAGGAGGUGGAGGAAUAUGAUGACUUCAUGCUUUUGGACAUCGAGGAAAUGUACAGCAACCUUCCUCACAAAACGUUAGCGUUCUUCAGAUCUGCUUAUGGACUCUAUGAUGCUGACUUCUAUGUUAAAGCUGAUGAUGACAUCUAUUUAAGGCCAGAUCGCUUAUCAGUACUCUUGGCAAAGGAACGGUCCCACCCUUUAACUUACCUGGGAUGCAUGAAAAAAGGUCCAGUUUUCACUGAUCCGAAGCUCAAAUGGUAUGAGCCUUUAUCCUAUUUGCUUGGUUCAGAGUAUUUUCUUCACGCUUAUGGUCCUAUAUAUGCUCUGUCUGCUGAUGUUGUUGCAAGCAUGGUAGCUGUGAAGAAUGACAGUUUUAGGAUGUUUAGCAAUGAGGAUGUUACAAUUGGUGUGUGGAUGCUUGCCAUGAAUGUCAACCAUGAAAACAAUAUGGCACUAUGUGAGAAAAGUUGUUCAACUUCUUCAAUUGCUGUAUGGGAUAUCCCAACGUGCUCAGGACUCUGCCAUCCAGAAGAGCAACUACUGACCCUUCAUCAGAUGGAGUCUUGUACAGGAACUCCAACACAGCGCUGACGCAUAACAGAGUUGCGGUCCAAGUAUGAUUCAGUGGUCCUCCAGAAAAACAAAAACACACUUAAUUUGAUUAGUGCUAGAUCAAGUGGAGAAUAGAAGUUUCCUGCAAUGGCCCCCAUGGAAACAAGAACUGAUAGCAAGAUGCACAUGCCACUAUGUUGUGAAUAUCUUUCCAUUUUUAAAAAGGGUCCCUUGGCGAUUAUUAUUAAGGUGCUGAAUCUGGGAUGAUGGCCUGAUAUUGAGCUAAACAAAGUGCCAUGUUCUUUUGUUGUAAUUAUACAUCUAACCUAUUCACCAUUUUUUUACAACAAUCUUUUCUAUUCUUUUUAAUUUUUGUUGGAUCUGUACCACAGAUGACCCUUUGACGGCUAUAAUAUUACCGAGAAAUGGUGAAACAAAAAAGCAUGGUUUUUGCCAUCUAA